UUCCGGGCUGUGAGAGAGUUGGGGUGUGCGGCGGGGGAGGGGAGGGUCUGAUAUCCUCAGGUUGAGAGUCAAGUCCUGGGGGAGCGGCAUGGGCAGGGGUGGCCGGGGAGAGGCGGAGGAUGGAGCGCGAACCAGAAAGCGCAGAGGACCCUCGGCCCGCGCCGCACCCGCUGUGAUUAGCUCCAGAGGCGCGAUCCGGGAGGGCGGACUCUUUCUUAACCCUCAUUGUCUCCUCCUCCCUCUUCCUUUUUAAAAGACGCCUUGCGGGCAGAGCUGUCAGCAACCCCGCGGCCGUUUGUACUUGGCCGCGGCGGAGCUGACUCCUGCUCCUGUGACAGAUAGGGGCGGGGACUGAGCGGCCGCCUGUCUGGGGUACUCGCACGUGGGGAACAAAUUCUUUUCCUCCGGCUCCUCUCGGGACCCGGCGAUUGCCACAGGUUGGGACUCUGUGCGGCGCUGGAGUUGGCAGCCCCGGGCGCGAUGGCUCCCUUGAGGAGUGGGGAGGGAGGUGGCCGGGGGGUUGGCGCGCCCCUCGCGCUGGGAGCGCUAUGAGCCGGGCGAAGGGCGGCAGCGACAGCCCCAGCAACUGCCUCUGCCGGCGCCUCCCGCGGGCCCUCGCCAACUCGCCCCGCGCACCAUGCUGACUCCCGGCCUGCGGAACUCGUAGUGCAGCCCCUGUCGCCUCCCCGGCCCCUGCUAUCCCACGCAGGACUGGCUUCGGCCGCCGGGGCCAUCAGCUUGCGACGUGUCCCUGGGGAGGCGGAAUCGCUGUGCGCCCUGAGCCCGGGCUCAGCCCUUCGCUUUCCAGCUGCGUCCUGCUCCCGGCCGCCCAGGGAGCCCAGUGGCGAUGAGGGCACUGCUGGCGCUUUGCCUUCUCCUUGGCUGGCUGCGCUGGGGCCCGGCGGGCGCCCAGCAGUCCGGAGAGUACUGCCACGGCUGGGUGGACGUGCAGGGCAACUACCACGAGGGCUUCCAGUGCCCAGAGGACUUCGACACGCUGGACGCUACCAUCUGCUGCGGCUCCUGCGCGCUCCGCUACUGUUGCGCCGCGGCCGACGCCAGGCUGGAGCAGGGCGGCUGCACCAACGACCGCGGCGAACUGGAGCACCCAGGCAUCACUGCGCAGCCUGUCUACGUCCCCUUUCUCAUCGUCGGCUCCAUCUUCAUUGCGUUCAUCAUCCUGGGCUCUGUAGUGGCUAUUUAUUGUUGCACCUGUUUGAGACCCAAGGAGCCCUCACAGCAGCCAAUCCGCUUCUCACUCCGCAGCUAUCAGACAGAGACCCUGCCCAUGAUCCUGACCUCCACCAGCCCCAGGGCACCCUCCCGGCAGUCCAGCACAGCUACGAGCUCCAGCUCCACAGGCGGCUCCAUCCGCAGGUUCUCCUUUGCCAGGGCUGAGCCGGGCUGCCUGGUGCCCUCACCGCCCCCGCCAUACACCACCAGCCACUCAAUCCACCUGGCUCAGCCAUCUGGUUUCCUGGUGUCACCCCAGUAUUUCGCUUACUCCCUCCAGCAGGAGCCCCCACUGCCUGGGAAGAGCUGUCCAGACUUCAGUUCCAGUUGACACGCCCAGGCCAUGAAUCCACAACUCAGUCAGAUGGCAGACAGGUGGAGCCCUGCUGCCAUUGCCACAUGCAAUUCUGAGAAAAUUUCCCUUGAUCAGUGUCAUGGAGGAGCAUGCUAGGAAAACACAGCACCUUCUAAUUUGAAAGUUCCUGGCUCCAAUCACAGAAAGGCUAAACCAGAGAACUGUUUUCUGGUUUUGCAAACAUGUGAUCAUUACAUUUCAAUUUAUGCUACUUUUAUUCAAAAUAUGCAGCAGUUUGACUUUAAAGUUGCAAACUGGCUAAAAACGUUUUACUGGACAUUCAGCUAUAUUGCUUAGAAAAGGGCUACAUGUUUCUUUUUCAUAUAAGUUGUUCAUUGAGUUAUGAUAGGAAUAUAUUCAUAAAUAAGCAAAGAAAAAUACCUAAUUGUAAUUAUCAAAGGUUCACUUAAAAAAUUAACUAUUAGGUAAACUUAAGGGGGCAGUGAAAAAUCUAUUUAUGAUUUCGGGAGUAACCUAACCAUGAAUAAUAUUAGCAUAAUGAGAACAUUUACUUUUUAAAUAAAUAACUAAAUUUUGUUUACAAUAUGAGUUUUUCCAGAAUACAAGGUUUCAAUAAUCACAUGAGGAGUUUAAAGUUUUAAAUAUAUACUCAGACAUUCAUUGUAACACAGAGUGUAUGUAAAAUCAUUUCCCCCACUCACUGGAGGGAGUAUUUAUUGCAGACUUUUUGUUCAGCAACAUUUAGUGUUUCAGUGAAAGUUGGACAGUUGGGGCUUAAAACAUUUAUUUGUAAAAUGAGCUAUGUACAAAUGUAAAUAUUUGUAAUUUAAUGUAUUUACCACAUUGACUGUACUAAUUAUUUAGUAGUCAUACUGUAAUUUUUAUGUUAAUAAUAACUGGAGUUCAAAGUCUAGCUAUUGGUAUAAUCAUCUAAUAUUAUAUAUAUCUCCAGUGCCCCUGAAUUUUAUGUCUGAUGACUAUAUAUUUGGGCAUAUAUCUUGUUGGAUUAGAAUAAAUAAAAUACUUUAUGUUUUCAUGAACUCUA
Molecule: messenger RNA, 2594 nt
Organism: Pan troglodytes (chimpanzee)
Lineage: Eukaryota; Metazoa; Chordata; Mammalia; Primates; Hominidae
Gene: SHISA3
Product: shisa family member 3
Exons: 2
Coding region: 848-1564 (238 amino acids)
Source: RefSeq, a predicted model, not a curated record